GGGCGCCCACUGGGCAAGCGCUGCGGCCAGGACUCCGGGAGGAGCGGAAAGUGAAAAAUGCCAAGACAUCAUCUGUGGAUAAGAGAGGAAACAAGAUUGUUGGGGGCCAUACAAAUAAUGAUUGGUCUGAAUAUUCACGGCGUGGGACUGCUCUGGACAUAUUUGUUUCUCUCACAAACUUCUGCAUUUGGAAAAUCAUAUCUUCCUCUCUCGACAGUAACAGGAUACCCAUAUUGGUCAUCUGCAUGUUUUAUAUUCUCAGGAGUCCUUGCAGUAAUAGUAGAGAAGAGGCGUUCAAUAUUCUUGCUUUCCUAUACCAUAACAGUGAACAUUCUAAGUGCCUGCAUUUCAGUGAUUGGUCUGCUUUUACUAUCACUUGAGUUUAUGAUAUAUAGUGUGAGUACACAUGCUCCUAUUUGGCCAGAGAGAAGUGGUAAAAUUCUUUCAGAAUAUCUGUUCCUAUUCACCUUCCUCGAGUUGUUUUUGACGUGUACAGUGGUCCAUUGGGGAUACAAAGCAAAAUAUCACAGAUAAUAAAGACGUGGUAUAUGGCAGAAGGGGAUCCUUUUCCUUCAUAUUAAAGAACCAUUAUGACCUCAGUCAAGGAGAAAAGUUUAGUGAUGAAUGAAGAACUUCAUUUUGUUCAAGAGGCUUCUUGGAAAAUGCAUUUUAAUUAAGUCCACCUCAGUAUUUCCUUUCCUCCAUUUCAUUAAUAAAAAUUUAAAUUGA
Messenger RNA from Callorhinus ursinus (northern fur seal), 729 nucleotides. The record is from RefSeq and is a predicted model, not a curated record. Lineage: Eukaryota; Metazoa; Chordata; Mammalia; Carnivora; Otariidae.